Messenger RNA from Echinostoma caproni, 387 nucleotides. NCBI's taxonomy places the organism in Eukaryota, Metazoa, Platyhelminthes, Trematoda, Plagiorchiida, Echinostomatidae. The record is from the annotation of a GenBank genome assembly.
AUGAGUGACGUAUUCUAUCUAGCAACCGAGGAAAGUGAAGAAUAUGCUUGUGCCUCGUUACCAGAAUCUUUUGAUCGGUUGAACUCAGUUGAACCCGGUGUUUCGAAAGAAGAACAUCCAAACACUCCAGACAACAAAAAACAGGUCGGCAAAUCCAGUCGUACUUCAGGCGUCGUACGUUGCAUCGCUCACGGAUCUGAUCCACAACUUCUUGGGCCUCGUGUUGUUCCGCGCGGACCAAAUCGGCAAUUGGUUCGUGGUCCUGACCCGAAAUUACCUCGCGGACCGGAUCGCAGUCUUUUGCUCGGAUAUCACUCAACCGAUUCGCUGAACAGAGCAGUUCAUUUCGGUAUGGUCAAAUCGAUCUUGUGCUCUGAUCUGAUUUGA